CCAAGUCAGGUUGGUGGCAUGGCAGAACCUUUUACGGUUUGCUUUCUUGGAAACAGUAAUAACUUGAUACCACUUUUCUUCACCCAUUUAUCUUCCAACUCUUGUUCUUUUCUUCAGCUCCACAACAAUAUUAUAAUACAUGCUGUAGCUUCUGCCCUGCGGCAAAACCCAUUCCCCGGUUCGGUGUUUUCUUUGGAAUCCCAAUCACCCAUUUUACCGUUUACUCACAUGCUUCAACAGGCAAUGUAAACAUGAGUGUUUGCUUUCCUUUUAGUCAGUCUUCAAUAAGUGCUGUUGUCGUGAAGGGUCGUACUCACCUGUUGAUGAGCAGUAACAUCUGUGGUCUUUGGUCCCAAGGAAAAUCCAGUUUAUAUUCUUCCAGUUUGUGCCCUUCGCAGUUGCAGAUAAAUCAUGUUGGUCUUUCUUGUUGCGCAAGAUCUUCUAUGGGCCAAACAAUAAGAGGUUACAUUGGAUCAUGCUGCUCCAAGCAAAGGGGCAACCUUCAAAUUUGUAGUUCUAUAGCACCUCGGAAGAGACAUCAUGAAAUUUCAUUGGCAUGCCAAAGUUUGAAUAUGAGGCUUUUGGUACCUAACCAAAAGAAGCUUCCCAAAGUUAAGUGUAAUGUGGGACCAGUAUCUUGGCCACGUGGAUGUGCAUCAGUUGGCUUGAUACUUGGAUUACUUGUAUGCAAUUUAAGCUCUGAACCUGUAUAUGCUGACACAGAUCCUGAAAAUGGAAAGAGAAAUGACCAAAAUGUGUGCGAAUCAAAUGUAGCGAUGUCGCAUGGGAAGAAAGUCUACACUGACUAUUCUGUGACUGGAAUACCUGGGGAUGGAAGAUGUUUAUUUCGCUCGGUUGCUCAUGGGGCUUGCUUGAGGUCUGGAAAACCUCCUCCUAGUGAAAGCCAUCAGAGACAAUUGGCAGAUGAAUUACGCUCCAAAGUUGCUGAUGAGUUUAUCAAAAGAAGGGAAGAGACAGAGUGGUUUAUUGAAGGUGAUUUUGAUACUUAUAUUUCACAAAUAAGGAAGCCUCAUGUUUGGGGAGGUGAGCCUGAAUUGUUCAUUGCUUCACAUGUAUUGAAGAUGCCAAUCACAGUGUACAUGUAUGAUAGGGAUGCUGGUGGCUUGAUAUCAAUUGCUGAGUAUGGCCAGGAGUAUGGCAAGGAGAAUCCAAUUAGAGUUCUCUACCAUGGAUUUGGUCAUUAUGAUGCACUGGAGAUCCCUAGAAGGAAGGGUCCUAAACCAAGGCUGUAAGAUUUUAUAUGAGAUGUAAAAGAGAUUAUACCCAAUAUUCGUUUCCUUUAGUAACAUUAUAAUGACGGAUAAAUGGUAUAAACGGCCCCAGUGAAAUGCAAUAUGCACUUUAUGCUGAAUGCACAUAGCGGUUUAUGUUCUUAAGCUUUUGUGUUGAUUUGGGAAAAAUAAAAUGGGUCA
Arachis stenosperma is the source of this 1433-nucleotide messenger RNA. RefSeq names its product OVARIAN TUMOR DOMAIN-containing deubiquitinating enzyme 4-like. Bases 252 to 1253 code for a protein of 333 amino acids. The record is from RefSeq and is a predicted model, not a curated record. The transcript has 6 exons. Gene Ontology annotation, biological process: protein deubiquitination; endoplasmic reticulum unfolded protein response. Lineage: Eukaryota; Viridiplantae; Streptophyta; Magnoliopsida; Fabales; Fabaceae. Gene Ontology annotation, cellular component: cytosol; nucleus. Gene Ontology annotation, molecular function: cysteine-type deubiquitinase activity.